Molecule: messenger RNA, 2264 nt
Organism: Musca domestica (house fly)
Lineage: Eukaryota; Metazoa; Arthropoda; Insecta; Diptera; Muscidae
Gene: SmD2
Product: probable small nuclear ribonucleoprotein Sm D2
Exons: 2
Coding region: 167-460 (97 amino acids)
Biological process (GO): spliceosomal snRNP assembly; RNA splicing
Cellular component (GO): catalytic step 2 spliceosome; U2 snRNP; U1 snRNP
Molecular function (GO): RNA binding
Source: RefSeq, a predicted model, not a curated record
UGGCAACACCAUCCCUCAUCUGUCAUGCGGCAAAACACAAAAUAGCAGCGAAGAAGAAUCAAAGAAAACAGCGUCCACAAUAAACGUUUAUAAUUUAUUAAUAAAUAUUUGACGAAAUUAAACAAUUGUGUUCCAAUCAAAGGCUGAUUAGUUAAUAAAAGCAAAAAUGGCUCUUGUUAAACCCAAAUCUGAAUUGACACCCGAGGAAUUGGCUCGCCAAGAAGAGGAAGAAUUCAAUACAGGACCAUUGUCGGUGUUGACACAAUCGGUGAAGAACAACACUCAAGUAUUGAUCAAUUGCCGUAACAACAAGAAGCUUUUGGGUCGUGUAAAAGCCUUCGACCGUCACUGCAAUAUGGUCUUGGAGAAUGUCAAAGAAAUGUGGACCGAAAUACCACGUACAGGCAAGGGCAAGAAAAAAGUAAAACCUGUCAAUAAGGAUGGCUUAACUCUAGUUUAGUAAAAACUCUUCAAUUUUUUCGAAAAUUUUUUCAGUGGUAGGUAUUUUAACCAUGAUCCCGGGAAACUAUUUUUUCUUGGGGGACGGACCUGGGACCCCAGAUUUUUGACCCGAAAGUCCGGGUCCAAGACCCCGACGAUCGUUGGAAAGCUUAUGAAAAUACCUGUCAAACAAGUGGUCACAUGAUGGGGUAAGGUGUUACGGUUCGGAAGUUAUAGUCAAAUUAUCGAUUUUUUGGACCCGGAUUUUUUAUAAAACCCCCAAAAAGUCAAAAAAAGGUCCAUUAUGGGGGACAACAAAAUUGAUGCCAAAUUAUAGCUGACACUUCUACCUUUCCAAAAAGGUUCAAUUUGUGCUAAUACCUUUACUGAGUCCAGAUCCAUCCGCAUAACAAUAAAAAAAAGGUAUAUUUUGCGUAAGAAUGAAAUUCAAAAAUCUUUGGUUCGUGUUAGCCGGUGUAGGACAUACCCAGAGGAGAAAAUCUCAAGCCCCGGCUGAAGGCCGGCUACUUACAAAAGGUAUCCAAUUUAGAAAACUUUGGUUCGCGUUAGCCCGUGUGGGACAUACCCAGAGGAGAAAAUCUCAAGCCCCGACCGAAGGCCGGCUAUAUACAAAAAGUGUCAAACUUAGAAAACUUUGGUUCGCGUUAGCCGGUUUAGGACAUACCCAGAGGAGAAAAUCUCAAGCCCCGGCCGAAGGCCGGCUACUUACAAAAGGUAUCCAAUUUAGAAAACUUUGGUUCGCGUUAUCCGGUGUAGGACAUACCAAGAGGAGAAAAUCUCAAGCCCCGGCCGAAGGCCGGCUAUUUACAAAAGGUAUCCAAUUUAGAAAACUUUGGUUCGCGUUAGCCCGUGUGGGACAUACCCAGAGGAGAAAAUCUCAAGCCCCGGCCGAAGGCCGCCUAUAUACAAAAAGUGUCAAACUUAGAAAACUUUGGUUCGCGUUAUCCGGUGUAGGACAUACCAAGAGGAGAAAAACUCAAGCCCCGGCCGAAGGCCGGCUAUUUACAAAAAGUGCCAAAUUUAGAAAACUUUUGUUAUUCCGACGACUGCUACGCGAAAUAAACACUUUUUUAUUAAAAACAUCAUUUUAAUGAACUGGUUAGAAUCGGGUUAUGCGGAUGGAAAGACCCAUAUCUCUGGAACCGAAAAAGCUAUUAGCACAAAUUGUAGCCUUUUGGAAAGGUAAGAAUGUCAGCUAUAAUUUGGAAACAAUUUUGUUGACCCCCAUAAUGGGCCCUUUUUUGACUUUUUGGGGGUUUCAUAAAAAAUUCGGGUCCAAAAAAUCGAUAAUUUGACUAUAACUUCCGAACCGUAACAUCUUACCCCAUCGGAUAGGUAUUUUCAUAAGCUUUCCAACGAUACCCAUAUUGUCUAUAUCGGGUAAGUGGAUCCGGGUCCAGGCGGGGUCUUGAUCCCGGACUUUCGGGUCAAAAAUCUGGGGUCCCGGGUCCGUCCCCCAAGCAAAAAAUAGUUUCCCGGGAUCAGGGUAAAAAUACCUACCUCUGGAAAAAUUUUCGAAAAAAUCUAAGAGUUUUUACUAAACUAGAGUUGUUCCAUAAGGAUCGUUUCAUAUCGAAGAUGUUCCUCAGAGGGGAUUCGGUAAUUUUAGUACUAAGAAAUCCCUUGGCAACGGCUGGGGGAAAAUAAGAUGCGAUUCGAUAUCAUGUGAAGCAACAACUUACAUUUUAAGCAACAUCAAUAUGGAAUAAGUAACUAAACUCAAGGAAAACGAAAAUUUUUUGUUUAAUGCAAAAAAACUGAAAUAAUAUAAUAAAAUUUUUCUUUAAAUAUAUAGUAUACAA